CGCCUUCGAGCUUACUCACUCGGCUCCGAGUGUCCCUUCCCCUGGUUCGGAUGCUUGAAGCUUCAACCUUCCGACCUCCGACAGCCCACAGAUCCUUUCUCGGCCAUAAUCAAUCUGCCAUCACAAAAGGGAGGCCAAAGGAUCCAUAGACGAGUAGAAAUUAGAGACACCAUGAUGGCGGCAGCAGUACUAGUAAGAAUAAUAGGCCUCCUGUCGUUGGUAUCCUUGUUGGCGUCCGCCAGGGCAUUUACUCCCGUGGCUCUUCUUCGCACUCGAGGAGGAGGAUGCCAUCAAGAUUCUUCCCUCGACCAGUCGACCACUCCAGAAGUGCCCAAGGAGGAACUGGAAAUCUUUGAACGGUUUUCCAACUUUCUCCAAGCCAAACAACGAGAAAUCAUUGCCCAAAUUGAAGAAAUCGAUGGAUCCGGGCAAACCUUUUCCAAGAAUACAUGGGGAAUCUUUGAUACGGACAGCGACGAUUUGCCCAAAGUGGGUGCCGGUGGUAUUACCCGUGUCAUUCAAGGUGGCAACGUUGUGGAAAAGGGCGCUUGCUCCUUGACAAUCAUUCAAAAUGGAGUCCUCUCGGCGGAACGAGCCGCGGCCAUUCGAGCACGACAACCCAAAGAUGAUGAUGACGACGACGAAGAUGAUGACUUUUUGAUUGGAUCGGGAGACUUUUAUUCGGCGGCUGCCCUCAGUAUCGUCUUGCAUUCUCGGUCUCCCAUGGUGCCUACGUUUCGAUCGGAUGUACGCAUAUUCCUCGUUCAGGAUGUGUCUUCCAAAGAAAGGACACGGCCCGUCAUGGCGUGGUUUGGAGGAGGGGCUGACUUGACACCGUAUUAUUUGAUUGAAGAAGACAUUCGAUUCUUUCACAACAAAUACAAGGAAGUCUGCGAAUCCUACGGACAAAGUUAUCCCGACAUGAAAAAGUGCUGCGAUGACUACUUUUAUUUGCCGGCACGGUCCGAACACCGAGGGACGGGUGGCAUUUUCUUUGAUGACAUGGAAGCCGACGAAGAAGGAGUCCUGGACUUUGUACAGGCCGUGGCCGAUGCAUGGAUGCCCUCCUGGUUGCCCAUUGUGGAAAAACGACAACCUCUCGACUACACGGACGAACAAAAGCAAUGGCAAAAACUACGUCGUGGACGGUAUUUGGAAUUCAAUCUACUCUAUGACCGAGGCGUCAAGUUUGGACUGCAAACUGCCAAUCCGCGCGUCGAGGGUGUCAUGGUCUCGGCUCCACCGGAAAUUGCAUUUGAAUACAAUCAUGUAGUAGCAGAAGGAAGUGAAGAAGAGAAACUCAUGAAGAUUCUCAAGAAUCCCAUUGACUGGGUCUGA
This is a messenger RNA of Seminavis robusta, 1338 nucleotides long. The record is from the annotation of a GenBank genome assembly. Lineage: Eukaryota; Bacillariophyta; Bacillariophyceae; Naviculales; Naviculaceae.